AUGACGACUUUGAUUAGGGGUAAUUUAAUGCAGUUGAUCAUUCAUACUUUACAAAUAAGGUGCAUCAACUUUUCUUGUAAAAGUUAUGCUAAUUACUCACUUUUGAAAAUUUCAAGCAAAACAGGAAAAGUACUGCCCACACAUCAGGAAGGUGCAGAAUUUCACAAUUCGCUAACUCUUUGCACGUUGAAAAAUCAUUAUAUUGUAGUUAAAAACAACUUUAUUGCUAUUGGUCAAAGUGUAGCUACUGUCAAAAUCAGAAAUUUAUUAUUGGUAAUUAUUCCACGAUUAAAAGAUAUAUAUAUACAGAAACCUUAUUCCCCUUGGGAAAUUCCAGUCAAUAUAUCUCAAAAAGUAAGUAAAUAUGCAAACUUUAAACGUUAUGGGUUUUUUACAAAGUACAUCCUAUGCAAAAAAAAUUCAUAUUCACAUUCCAUGAUUAGUAAUAAAAACGCACAUGAGCGCUUCAAAACUGCAUCCGCACUUCAGUCAGACCUUUCAUCUGACCUCGAUGAAGAAGGAUUAAAAGCGAAUCAAAUAAACCGAAAUGCUGGCUAUUUCAAAGUUACACUUGUAGAGGAAGAAGUAGGCAGUCAAAUAUCACCUGAAAUGAAUGCAAGAAUUCACGACAAAGAUCUUGAAGGUGAUUGUUUUGAUACACACAACCAUACAUCUAUAAAAAUAAUCAUUGUAACAUCACAACGACUGCCAUUCGUUAGUGCACAAUUCGUCCAGUGUCCAAUUUGUGUUCUGAAUAUAGACGCAGAUGACAGCACUAGAUUGAAUUAUAAGUGA
Molecule: messenger RNA, 795 nt
Organism: Echinococcus granulosus
Lineage: Eukaryota; Metazoa; Platyhelminthes; Cestoda; Cyclophyllidea; Taeniidae
Exons: 6
Coding region: 1-795 (264 amino acids)
Source: RefSeq, a predicted model, not a curated record